Aspergillus caelatus is the source of this 1627-nucleotide messenger RNA. RefSeq names its product tyrosinase family protein. Bases 308 to 1471 code for a protein of 387 amino acids. Lineage: Eukaryota; Fungi; Ascomycota; Eurotiomycetes; Eurotiales; Aspergillaceae. Gene Ontology annotation, molecular function: oxidoreductase activity. The transcript has 5 exons. The record is from RefSeq and is a predicted model, not a curated record.
UGUCUCUGUCAGUGCUUUCACUGUCCACGCCCGGCCUCCAAGCGACAAAUAGUAAAUGUCUAAGUGCUAUACCCUCCUAGCCCUAGUCGUAUGACUUUUUGGGGCCUCAAUUGGCGGUCGCAUAUCCGGCUGUCCUAACCGGCAAUCUAGAGUCAAGCUAUCUACUCCGUCCAGAGUUCACACAGAGCUAGUCAGGAUGUAAUAAAAAAAAAAAAACCUCUUGACCGGUUCCUUCCAGUCUCAAACUUCUUCUUCCAUUACUCUCUUCCCAUUGCGGUGCUCAUCCUCAGAAGAGGCGAACAUAAACAUGCGCAGUUGGAUCCCAAUCGUCGCAGCUCUUGCUGCCCUAUCGCCAGCAACAGCAUCUCCCACUUCCAUGGAUCAAUGGGAUGUACUCGCUGGAAAGGCCCUGGGAAACCAAAUCCGAUAUCACUACACAAAUCCAGAAGCCAGCAGAACUUGUACCCCCUACACCGCGUCAGCUCGCAGAGAAUGGGGAGCUCUGUCCAAGAAGGAACGCCGGGAGUACAUUGACGCCGUUCUCUGUCUAUCUUCGAAGCCUUCAAAGUCCGACCCCUCCUUCGCUCCCGGGGCUCGCUCCCGCUACGAUGAUUUCGUAGCUGUGCACAUCAACCAGACGAUGUUCAUCCAUUCAACGGGCAACUUCUUAACCUGGCACCGCUAUUUCACCUGGGCCUACGAGCAAGCCCUCCGAAACGAGUGCGGCUACACCGGCACUCAGCCCUACUGGGCCUGGAACAAGUAUGCCGACGACCCAGUCAACUCGCCCAUUUUCGAUGGCUCCGAAUACAGCAUGUCAGGAGACGGCGCAUUCGUCCCCCACAAUGCCACCGAAGCUGCGCCCGGAAUCUUCCUUCAGCCUUCAAACGGAGGCGGCUGCGUCAAAUCUGGUCCAUUCAAGAACUUCACCGUGAACCUCGGCCCCCUCCUCCCAAGUCUCAAGAUCCCAGGUCUCGUCGCCCAAAACGGUACUGGCCUGAACUACAACCCCCGGUGUCUCCGUAGAGACAUCUCCAAGCAGGCCGCCCAAUGGACUACAACCAAGCAAGUCGUGGACUUGAUCGUCAACGAAACAGAUAUUUGGGACUACGAGACCACAAUGCAGGGCGACUUUCCGCGCGGGUUCCUCGGUUUGCAUAGCGGUGGACACUAUACCAUAGGUGGUGAUCCUGGUGGUGACUUUUUUGCUUCCCCCGGUGACCCGGCUUUCUUUCUUCACCAUGCGGCGAUUGACCGGGCAUUCUGGACCUGGCAGAAUCUGGACCCUGUGAAGCGCACUUAUGUUGUGAAUGGUCCGACUGUGCUUCCUGGUAUUGUUGAGUCACCGCCGAAUGCUACUUUGGAUGAUGUUGUAGAUAUGAGUGCUGCUUUGGCUCCUCCGAAGACUAUUAGGGAGUUGUUGGAUACUACUGGUGGUACUGGGGGGCCUUUCUGUUAUAUUUAUCUGUGAUGUCACGGCGGUGUUUAUUCUUCGUUGGAAGUUAAUAAGAUGUGUUGUAUAUAAUACUAUUGGGGUCGUUCGUACUGCCCGGUUACUAUCAAGGAAGUUGGUAGUAUUUACUUAGAAUGAACUUUUUAUAUAGAUAAGUGCAAUUUGCUAUGUUAC